Molecule: messenger RNA, 5039 nt
Organism: Haplochromis burtoni (Burton's mouthbrooder)
Lineage: Eukaryota; Metazoa; Chordata; Actinopteri; Cichliformes; Cichlidae
Product: sarcoplasmic/endoplasmic reticulum calcium ATPase 2
Exons: 23
Coding region: 562-3690 (1042 amino acids)
Biological process (GO): calcium ion transmembrane transport; intracellular calcium ion homeostasis
Cellular component (GO): membrane
Molecular function (GO): P-type calcium transporter activity; ATP hydrolysis activity; ATP binding
Source: RefSeq, a predicted model, not a curated record
GGACACUGAACACCGCAUUCGAGAAGAAACGCUAUUGGUGCUGAUGAGGACGCUGCUGAUUCCGCAACACACAGGCAAAGCGGGCGACGGGAGCCAAGCUGCAACUUACCCACAUGUUUAAAUCAUCCAUUCGGACGCAAUUUUUCCGGGAGUCGCUGUUUUAAAUGAAAGGGACAACAUUAACAACAUCCAGCUGAGACAGCAGCGUUGAUAUGUUUUUUUUCUCCAAGAUCUCACGAGGCAGCUAGCGAAGCAAAGCCGGCGAAUUCAAGCAGAGCCAAAGGACCAGAGGCAAUAGUUAGCUAGCUUUAGCCAGUUAGCCGCUCGCUAGCCCGGGAGCCGCUAAUUUGUCCACUCUCGCCGCACACCUGUGCGCCGCGCUAUCCUGUGUUGGAACUACUUAGCUCGUAACACUCAUCGCUGUGGGUUUCCGCUUAAAUAUAUAUCUAUUUUUAAAUUUCAAUUACGGUGACACCGAAGGAGGGGGAGUUAGAAAACCCACCUUGAUAGGUUGAGGUUGGAACCAGCCAACUAAGCGGUGUCCUCAAGUGGCCAUUCACCAUGGACAACGCACACACAAAGACGGUGGAAGAAGUUUACAGCUUUUUUAAUGUGAACGAAAGCACGGGUCUGAGUUUAGAAGAAGUGAAGAAACAACGGGAACGAUAUGGGCCAAACGAACUACCAGCGGAGGAGGGUAAAUCACUUUGGGCACUAGUGAUUGAACAGUUCGAAGAUUUGCUUGUGAGGAUCCUUUUACUUGCUGCCUGCAUAUCGUUUGUCCUGGCCUGGUUUGAAGAGGGAGAAGAAACUGUUACAGCCUUUGUGGAACCUUUUGUUAUCCUCCUUAUUCUCAUCGCAAAUGCCAUUGUAGGAGUUUGGCAGGAACGAAAUGCAGAAAAUGCCAUCGAAGCCCUUAAGGAGUAUGAGCCAGAGAUGGGGAAGGUGUACCGCCAGGAUAGGAAGAGUGUCCAGAGAAUCAAGGCAAGGGACAUUGUGCCUGGGGACAUUGUGGAGGUGGCAGUCGGCGAUAAAGUGCCUGCAGACAUCAGGCUCACUUCUAUCAAGUCAACCACACUGAGGGUAGACCAGUCGAUUCUUACAGGAGAGUCUGUGUCUGUGAUCAAACACACAGACCCAGUGCCUGACCCGCGUGCUGUCAACCAGGACAAGAAGAACAUGCUGUUUUCAGGUACCAACAUUGCAGCUGGUAAGGCUGUCGGUGUGGUGGUUGCCACAGCUGGCAACACGGAGAUUGGCAAAAUCCGAGAUGAGAUGGCUACAACGGAGCAGGAGCGUACACCCCUGCAGCAGAAGCUUGAUGAGUUUGGGCAGCAACUCUCCAAGGUUAUUUCACUGAUCUGCAUUGCUGUGUGGAUCAUCAAUAUUGGACAUUUCAACGACCCGGUUCAUGGAGGUUCCUGGAUCCGAGGUGCUGUCUAUUACUUCAAGAUUGCUGUGGCUCUUGCAGUAGCUGCAAUUCCUGAGGGGCUGCCGGCUGUCAUCACUACCUGCUUGGCUUUAGGAACACGGCGUAUGGCCAAGAAGAAUGCUAUUGUCCGCAGUUUGCCCUCUGUAGAGACCCUUGGCUGUACAUCUGUCAUCUGUUCCGACAAGACUGGCACACUGACGACCAAUCAGAUGUCUGUGUGCAGGAUGUUUAUCAUUGAUCGGGCAGAGGGCGAUCACUGUUCAUUAAAGGAAUUCACCGUUAGCGGCUCCACAUAUGCCCCAGAUGGACAAGUAUUCCAUGAUGGAAAAACAGUCAAAUGUUCCCAGUAUGAUGCGUUGGUGGAGCUGGCCUCUAUCUGUGCUCUCUGUAAUGAUUCCUCGCUGGACUUCAAUGAGGCCAAAGGUGUGUACGAGAAGGUGGGUGAGGCCACAGAGACGGCUCUCACAUGCCUGGUGGAGAAGAUGAACGUGUUUGAUACAGACGUGAAAGGCCUCUCCAGGGUUGAGCGAGCCAACGCCUGCAAUUCUGUGAUCAAGCAGCUGAUGAAGAAAGAGUUUACCUUGGAAUUUUCCAGAGACAGGAAGUCUAUGUCUGUGUACUGUACUCCUAACAAAGCACGCUCCUCAGUUGGCAAGAUGUUUGUGAAGGGUGCUCCUGAGGGAGUGAUUGACAGGUGCACGCAUGUUCGUGUAGGCAGUAACAAGGUACCCAUGACCCCUGGAAUCAAGGAAAAGCUAAUGUCUGUGAUCAGAGAGUAUGGAACGGGCAGGGACACCCUGCGCUGUCUGGCUCUGGCCACACGAGAUAAUCCCCUGAACAAACAUGAGCUGAUGUUAGAUGACUCCUCUCGAUUUAUCGAGUAUGAGACUGAUCUGACAUUUGUGGGUUGCGUGGGCAUGCUGGAUCCUCCCAGGGCAGAGGUGGCAGCCUCUGUUAGGCUCUGUCGUCUCGCUGGCAUCCGAGUAAUUAUGAUUACCGGAGACAACAAGGGGACGGCUGUGGCUAUUUGCAGGCGCAUUGGUAUUUUUGGAGAAGAUGAUGACGUUUCCAGCAUGGCUUUCACUGGCCGAGAGUUUGAUGAUCUGUCACCUGCGCAGCAGAGAGAGGCUGUGGUCAAGGCUCGCUGCUUUGCACGGGUUGAGCCUUCACAUAAAUCCAAGAUUGUUGAGUAUCUGCAGUCCUAUGAUGAAAUCACAGCUAUGACUGGUGAUGGUGUAAAUGACGCCCCUGCUCUGAAGAAGGCCGAGAUUGGCAUUGCCAUGGGCUCAGGUACAGCUGUGGCCAAGACCGCCUCUGAGAUGGUGCUGGCUGAUGACAACUUUUCCACCAUCGUUGCUGCAGUUGAGGAAGGAAGAGCCAUUUAUAACAACAUGAAGCAGUUUAUCAGAUACCUCAUCUCCUCAAAUGUGGGCGAAGUUGUCUGCAUCUUUCUGACUGCAGCUCUGGGCUUCCCUGAAGCUCUCAUUCCCGUCCAACUGCUCUGGGUCAACCUGGUGACUGAUGGUUUGCCUGCCACCGCUCUAGGCUUCAACCCACCAGACUUGGACAUCAUGAAUAAGCCUCCACGCAAUGCUCGUGAGCCGCUCAUCUCUGGAUGGCUUUUCUUCAGAUACCUAGCUAUUGGAUGUUAUGUUGGUGCUGCCACUGUUGGUGCUGCUGCCUGGUGGUUUGUUGCAGCUGAGGAUGGACCAAGGAUCACCUUUUACCAGCUGAGCCAUUUUCUGCAGUGUGGUCCAGAAAAUCCAGACUACCAGGGCAUGGACUGCAAAGUGUUUGAGUCUCCUUACCCGAUGACCAUGGCCCUGUCUGUACUGGUCACGAUUGAGAUGUGCAAUGCCCUUAAUAGCGUGUCAGAGAACCAGUCCCUGCUGCGGAUGCCGCCAUGGGAGAAUGUGUGGCUGCUGGGAGCCAUCUGCCUCUCCAUGUCCCUUCACUUCCUCAUCCUCUAUGUGGAACCUCUGCCAAUCAUUUUCCAGAUCACACCCCUGAAUCUGACCCAGUGGCUUAUGGUGCUCAAGAUCUCGCUCCCUGUCAUUCUACUGGACGAACUGCUCAAGUUUGCUGCCAGGAACUACCUGGAGCCCGGUAAAGACCUGGAGAAGCCUGCCAACUCCAAAGGCUGCUCCCUGUCUGCAUGUAUGGAGGGAAUCUCGUGGCCCUUUGUGGCCAUUUCCCUCCCGUUGGUCCUCUGGAUCUACAGCUGCGACACUAACAUGGCCGACAUGUUCUGGUCCUGACUGACUUGAGCACAACCUCGACUUUUCCAUUCCCCACCCACUGCCAUCACUUCCCUCUUUCCCUCUCCUCUUCUCUCUCUGCCUUCUGUAAUGUGCGUAGCUAGUGCGUGUGUGUGUGUGUGCAUUUGUAGAGUUAGUGUGUGUGCCUCUGCGUGCCACCACGUGCAUAAGAGAAAGGACCAACUUUGACACAUAACAAAUAAUAUAAAAUGUUAACACUGAGAAGACGUCUGUUUUGAGGUGGUAUAGGAAUAAUGAAUGGGUGAGGCUUUAAAUGUGAGUGUUAGAAGACCAUCACUCCCAUAGCUGUGGACUUUUUUGUUGCUGGUGUGAAAGAAAAUGUACCGUUGCCAGUUAUUAUUUUUGUUCAUGUCAAUAUUGCCUUUAUGGUUCAUAUUUUAAUGAUGGUGGGAAUAACAUGUCCUGUGUCACUACAAUAUAAACAGCAAAAUUCGGUCUUUUUUGUUUUUUGUUUCCCUCUUGAUGAAAAGGAAAAUUAGGAUAUCAGAAAUAAUUUGAUCUGUACAGAGACUGAACACUAUUUUAUGCAACUUUUUUUAUGGCUUUGUAAAUUGUUUGACCAGCGUGGCUUAGACAUACCGCCUUGAUUUAUUUUCUGAUGUUUACCAUUGUGUCUUCAGUAUAAACUCAGAACUCUUUCAGAGAGGACGAGCUCCAUGUGGCAGACAAGGACGGGGGGGAAGGUUUGGGAGUGAAACAUUUGAAUGCUUAGCUAACAACAAAAAAAAGACAACAAAAGAAAACCUUUGAUAAACAAAAGCCGCAUGUCCUGUGACCAAGCAUGAACUGUAUGUGUGUCUCAUUCUAAUUUGUAUAUGGUCCCCCAUGUUAGAGCGAAAAUUAACUUCAUAGAUGUUUUUUGUUUUUUUUUUAACUAUAAUGAUCGAAAAUAAGUAAGUUUUUCUGCACUGGGCAGAGCACAGCUACCUCAAUAUAAGAUUUUUCUUUUGCUCAUCUUGAGAUACUUUUCCUCAACAGUCUUGCUAAAGCGUAACAUCUGAGGUGUGCCCCUAUUUGCUUGUGCAGAAAACAACGAACAAAAUCACUCGUCCCUCUAACAUUUUAAAGAAUAUAUUUUGUGUUGAUUUGUGACAUUAACUUUAUUUGUGUGUGUGUUCUGAGACAGAACUGGGUGGGGAUGUUGUAAGGUGACUACCAUCUCCAUGGCGUUUGAUUCAAAGGAUCAUAAUAUUAAAAUUUUAAGGAAGAAUACUAAUACAGCAGCUGCUCCAAUGAAUGGACUUUGGAUUACAAAUUUAAAAAACGCCCAAAUGUUGUCAUUUUUGUUUUUUUUACUUUAAGAAAAAUACACUCAUGAACCCUUUGAA